Molecule: messenger RNA, 1530 nt
Organism: Cordyceps militaris CM01
Lineage: Eukaryota; Fungi; Ascomycota; Sordariomycetes; Hypocreales; Cordycipitaceae
Product: FAD binding domain protein
Exons: 1
Coding region: 1-1530 (509 amino acids)
Biological process (GO): steroid metabolic process
Cellular component (GO): cytoplasm; membrane
Molecular function (GO): Delta24(24-1) sterol reductase activity; FAD binding
Source: RefSeq, a predicted model, not a curated record
AUGGAGAGCCACGACGCCGCGGUCCGUCUCAUCGCGCAGCAAGUCGCGCGCUUCUCAGCGCAGCAGAAGCCGUUCCGCAUCUACCACGGCUCGACCAACAGCACGCGUUCCUCUGCGCGGCGCGCCGACAACACCAUUGACACGAGCCGGCUGACGCACGUGCUCUCCGUCGACGCCGCCUCCAGGACGGCCCUCGUCGAGCCCAACGUGCCCAUGGACGCGCUCGUCGCCGCCACCCGCGCCCACGGCCUGCUGCCCCCCGUCGUCAUGGAGUUCCCCGGCAUCACCGCCGGCGGCGGCUUUUCCGGCAUGGCCGGCGAGAGCAGCUCCUUCCGGCACGGCGCGUUUGACGCCACCAUGCGCUCCAUUGAGAUUGUGCUGCCGACGGGCGAUGUCGCGCGCGCGUCCAAGACGGACAACCCACAGCUCUUCUGGGGCGCCGCGUCGGCGUUUGGCACCCUCGGCGUGGUCACGCUGCUCGAGGUCGAGCUGCGCGAGGCAAAGACGUAUGUUGAGCUGACGUACGCGCUGACGACGAACAGCAGGGACACCCUCAAGGCCAUGGAAGCAGCCGCCGCGAGGGACGAGACGGACUACAUUGACGGCAUCGUCUUUAGCAAGGACGCUACGGUGGUAUGUGUAGGCAAGCUCACGGAUGACCUGCCUGCAGGAGCAACACCGCAGCGGUUCUCGCGGCGGACCGACCCGUGGUUCUACAUCCGCGCGCGCGCCGUGCUCAAGCAGCUACAGAAGCGCCCAGCGCAAGACGCCACCAACACAGUCGUCGACCACAUCCCGCUCGUCGACUACCUGUUCCGCUACGACCGCGGCGGCUUCUGGGUCGGGCAGUACGCCUUUGGCUACUUCCUGACGCCGUUCAACCGCGUCACGCGCGCGCUGCUCGACCGCUUCAUGCACGCGCGCGUCAUGUACCGCGCGGUGCACAAGAGCGGCCUCGCCGCCACGCACAUGGUGCAGGACGUGGGCGUGCCGUACGCCGCCGUCGCCGAGUUCCAGGCCUGGCUGGACACGACGUUUGCCAUCUACCCGGUGUGGCUGUGCCCGCUGCGGGUGCAGCGCGCCGGGGGCGCCGACGCGCAGCACGGGCUGCACGCCGACUUUGGCCGCCCCGACGCCCCGAACCUGAUGAACUUUGGCGUCUGGGGCCCCUUGUCCAGCAGCAGCCGGCGCGAGAUCGUGGCGCGGAACCGCGACCUGGAGCGCAAGGUGCAGGCGCUGGGCGGCAAGAAGUGGCUGUACGCGCACGCGUACUACCCCGAGGACGAGUUCUGGGCGCACUACGACCGCGCGUCGUACGAUGCGCUGCGCGACAGGUAUCAGGCGGGGUACCUGCCGAGCGUGUACGACAAGGUCCGCGUCGACGUCGACGCCGAGGAGGCGGCGGUGCGCGCGACGUGGCGCACGAGGACGAAGCACAGGGCCAAGGCGGUCUGGCCGGUGCGCGGCCUGUACGGGUUCUACAAGGCUGCGGUCGGUGGCGAGUACUUGCUGCAAAAGACGAACAAGUAA